AUGCCUACCAGUUCAGUGUCUAAUGUUGAAAUACCUACCAACAACACUGACAACGCAUCUUCUUGUCCGCGUCCGGCAAUUACUCUGUCUGCUGGCUCCUCAGGCCUGGGUGUUCACUCCACGGCCAUAGUUGAGGUGUCAAACAAUGGCAACAUUGUCAAACUGCGCGCUCUUCUUGACAACGGCGCGCAGUCUUCUUUUAUAACGGAGGCGGCACGAGCUAAGUUAGGAUGCCCUAUAAUUAAAGAACACGAAUGCGUGUACGGUCUUAAAAAUGCAUCAGUAAAUAUUGUCGAACAUUGCAACAUAAAAAUUAGGUCUACGUAUACCUCAUACACUACGAAUGUCAAAUGUUAUAUUUUGCCAGUCGUAACCGGGAUUGUUCCUCAAAACAAGAUACGAGUUGAGGAAUUAGACAUCCCUGGUCACAUCCAAUUAGCUGAUCCUGACUUCCAUCUCCCUGGAGAUGUCGAUAUACUUCUAGGUUUAGAUAUCUUCUGGGACGUUCUGGGCACUUCUCAAAUAAAGCUCGGACCAAAUAAACCAGUCCUCCAUGAAACUGAGUUUGGAUGGAUCCUUGGUGGCCGCAAUAGCUGGAAAAUUACAAAGCGUCCUAGUAAGUCUUAUUGCUAUUUCAGUCAGGACAUACAACAACAACUUACAAAGUUUUGGGAACUAGAAGAAGUUCCUAAAGACAAGCCCACUUCAAAUAGCGACCAAUACUGCGAAGCUCUUUUUCAAGAAACUACGCAGCGUGACGAAGAUGGCAGAUUUUGUGUACAAAUACCUCUUCGUGAUUCACCAGAUCUCUUAGGCGACUCUUUUAAAAUAGCCGAAAGGCGACUUCAUCAAAUGGAACGUAAAAUGAAACAAAAACCUGAAUUGAAACAAGAGUAUACUAAAUUUAUGCAAGAGUAUGAGCGCCUAGGACACAUGAGUGAAAUUCGUCAACAAUUCUGGGAGAGAUGGCGCACCGAAUACUUGAACGAGCUGCAACAACGAUCGAAGUGGCGCAUCACUCAAGGAAAACUCGCUGAAGGCGAUAUGGUGGUACUCAAGGAGGCCAACUUACCACCACUCAAAUGGCGCAUGGGCCGCAUCCAUCGACUGUAUCCAGGAGCCGACGGCAUCGCACGCGUCGCCGAUGUGAACACGUCCAAGGGCCUCAUUCGCCGCGCUGUUACAAAUCUAUGCCCCCUACCUAACGAUGAGUGCGAAGAAGCUACUCGAAAACCCACAGUUUCCGAGGGGGGGAAGAUGUCUACACUCACCCUUACCUGCUAA
Messenger RNA from Leguminivora glycinivorella, 1284 nucleotides. RefSeq lists its product as uncharacterized. The transcript is spliced from 2 exons. NCBI's taxonomy places the organism in Eukaryota, Metazoa, Arthropoda, Insecta, Lepidoptera, Tortricidae. The record is from RefSeq and is a predicted model, not a curated record. Bases 1 to 1284 code for a protein of 427 amino acids.